Messenger RNA from Kockovaella imperatae, 2499 nucleotides. Its product is annotated as putative 1,4-alpha-glucan branching enzyme. Gene Ontology annotation, molecular function: 1,4-alpha-glucan branching enzyme activity; cation binding; hydrolase activity, hydrolyzing O-glycosyl compounds. Lineage: Eukaryota; Fungi; Basidiomycota; Tremellomycetes; Tremellales; Cuniculitremaceae. Gene Ontology annotation, cellular component: cytoplasm. The record is from RefSeq and is a predicted model, not a curated record. Bases 1 to 2118 code for a protein of 705 amino acids. The transcript has 16 exons. Gene Ontology annotation, biological process: glycogen biosynthetic process.
AUGACCUCCGCUCCAAGGAACAGACAACUGAUUCAACUUGAACUCACAGGAACAGAUGUAAUCAAGGUGGACCCUUGGUUGGAGCCGUUCUCCGCUGGUCUCAAAGCCCGGUAUGCGGCUUACAGCAAGACCCUCGCGCAGAUAGAAAAGUAUGAAGGAGGCUUGGCGCAUUUCGCCGAGGGAUACAAAUCGAUGGGAUUUCAAGUGGACGCUGAGCAGGGAGUCAGAUACCGAGAGUGGGCGCCAAACGCAGUAGAAGCAAGCUUGAUUGGCGAAUUCAAUGGAUGGUCACACGCUGCGAAUCCCAUGACCAAGUCUGAAUACGGCGUGUGGGAAUGCUAUGUUCCCCCCAAGUCUCCUGGCGUUUGCGCUAUCCCCCAUGACUCCAUGGUGAAAGUCUCCAUGAAACUGCCUUCCGGUGUGACGAUCGAUCGUAUCCCAACAUGGAUCCGACGAGUGACUCAAGAUCUCAACAUCUCCCCUAUCUACGAUGGGCGCUUCUGGAAUCCUGGUCCGGAGUCCCUUUACACCUUCAAGAACGGGCAUUCAAAGAGGUCCGUCGACGGACUUAAGAUUUACGAGGCACACGUCGGAAUUUCGAGUCCCAAUAUGCGAGUGACAACUUACAAAGAAUUCGAGGUCGAUGUGUUACCUCGCAUCCAAAAACUAGGCUACAACUGUAUCCAAAUGAUGGCCAUCAUGGAGCACGCAUAUUACGCUUCAUUCGGAUACCAAGUGACCAACUUCUUCGCAGUCUCUUCGCGUUACGGUACUCCGGAGGAGCUCAAGUCCCUCAUCGACAAAGCUCACGAACUGGGCAUGACUGUGCUACUCGAUGUUGUACACUCCCACGCUUGCAAAAAUGUGCUUGAUGGCAUCAACAUGUUCGACGGAACGGAUCACCUGUAUUUCCACGAAGGUAGUCGAGGUCGUCACGAGCUUUGGGACUCAAGGCUAUUCAACUAUGGUCACCAUGAAGUUCUCCGCUUCCUGCUAUCCAAUCUCCGCUUCUACAUGGACGUGUACAUGUUUGAUGGAUUUCGAUUCGACGGCGUGACGAGUAUGAUGUACCAUCACCACGGCAUUGGUACUGGCUUUUCUGGGGGUUAUCAUGAAUAUUUCGGCGAAUCUGUUGACCUGGAAGCAAUGGUCUACUUGAUGCUGGCAAACCUACAAAUAAUUGAUCUCCUUCAGGCCAAUUCUAUGUUGCACGACAUUUACCCGAAUGUUGUCACCAUUGCUGAGGAUGUUUCUGGGAUGCCCACACUCUGUCGGCCCGUGGCCGAAGGAGGCGUUGGCUUUGACUACCGCUUGUCGAUGGCAAUUCCUGACAUGUGGAUCAAGAUGCUCAAAGAACAGUCCGAUGACGAAUGGGAUAUGGGCAAAAUCGUUCAUACCCUCACGAAUCGUCGUCACCUCGAGCGAAGCGUAGCAUACGCAGAGAGUCACGAUCAAGCACUCGUUGGUGACAAGACUUUGGCUUUCUGGCUCAUGGACAAAGAGAUGUACGACUUCAUGUCUGAUUUGAGCCCCCUCACUCCCAUUAUCGACCGUGGAAUCGCCCUGCAUAAAAUGAUCAGGUUUGCCCAAUUGCUGGUGCACACUUUGGGAGGAGAAGCAUACUUGAACUUCGAAGGCAAUGAAUUCGGCCAUCCGGAAUGGAUGGAUUUCCCGCGAGAGGGAAACGGGAAUUCGUUUGCGCACGCUCGACGACAAUUUAAUCUCGUCGACGAUCACCUUUUGCGAUACAAAUAUCUGCAUGCCUUUGAUGCAGCAAUGAACAAUCUCGAGGAGAAAUAUCGGUGGCUCCAAGCUCCUCAGGCAUAUGUCUCAUUAAAACAUGAGGGCGACAAAGUGAUUGCCUUCGAAAGGGAUGGUCUGCUGUUUGUCUUCAACUUCCACCCGACGAAUUCGUUUGCCGACUAUCGGGUUGGGGUAGACAUUCCUGGCAAAUACAAGGUGAUUCUGGCUACUGACGACAAAGAAUUUGGAGGACACGGACGUGUGGAACACAGUGUCGACUUUUUCACGACUCCCAUGGAGUGGAACAACCGCAAGAACUGGUUGCAGGUCUAUAUUCCAAGCCGAACCGCUCUCGUGCUUGGGCCAGCGCAAUGAUGAACGGCUCUGACUCAGACUGGUGUGAACGACUUCGAAUAAUUGAUGUGAAUGAAGUGUAUGACAUGCAUGAAUUGAGGGCCCAGAUGAACCUGCAUACUGUCUGCAAGGCGACAUCCGUUGUGUUCAGAACAUCAGAUACCCGCAGGUAGAUUUACCGGGUCUUGAAGCUACGCAGAGCAUAAGUGGGAUAUUGAACAACAUCCUUGCUCAAACGACUGCAGGGGAUGUGGGGUUGUGUGACAAGCUCUACUAGAGCAGGGAACAGGAGCUUGUCAGGGUUGAAGGGGUGCGUUGAGGGGGUGCAGGCCACUGUUUCUCCAUCCAUUUUGAAUGUUCUUCUGUGACAUCACCAUUUCUCUCUCCAGAAACAGCUGUGCU